Messenger RNA from Camellia sinensis, 1774 nucleotides. It is a transcript of the gene SIP3, whose product is annotated as SOS3-interacting protein 3. Gene Ontology annotation, biological process: signal transduction; protein phosphorylation. The record is from RefSeq and is a predicted model, not a curated record. Lineage: Eukaryota; Viridiplantae; Streptophyta; Magnoliopsida; Ericales; Theaceae. Gene Ontology annotation, molecular function: ATP binding; protein serine/threonine kinase activity.
AGUGGGGGUUUAAGUGAAACAAGGAGAACUAGUUGAUUCAUUCAGGCUCUGGUUCUUUUUCUGCCCUAAAAAACCUCCAUUUCGGAGUUUGUGAAGUGUGGAGAUAGAUAUAGGGAAUGCAGAGAGAUGAGCAAAGCUUCGUUUUCUAAGAGCGGAGGUAGAGCCAAGAAAUCCGCCGGCGGCAGGAAUUGUCACCGGAAACACGUCGAAGACGGGUGAUUCCACCACCACCACUGCCACCACCAUAACCUGUAAACAUUUCUCGUUCUUUUAUUUGCUUUUUUAGUUUAUCUACACAGUUUCAUGGCUAUCGACAAGAGCGUUCUCCAUGGAAAGUACGAGUUAGGAAGGAUGUUAGGGCACGGAACCUUCGCGAAGGUGUACCAUGCACGACCACUUGCACUUGGGAAGAGCGUGGCGAUGAAGAUCGUCGGGAAAGAGAAAGUGAUCAAGGUUGGGAUGAUGGAACAAGUUAAGCGCGAGAUAUCGGUGAUGAAGAUGGUGAAACAUCCAAACAUAGUGGAGCUUCAUGAAGUCAUGGCUAGUAAGACCAAGAUCUACUUCGCUAUGGAACUCGUUCGAGGCGGAGAACUUUUCUCGAAGAUUGCCAAAGGCCGAUUACGUGAAGAAAUCGCUAGACAUUACUUUCAGCAGUUGAUCUCGGCCGUUGAUUUCUGCCAUAGUCGCGGCGUCUAUCAUCGAGAUCUCAAGCCUGAAAACCUCUUGCUCGACGACGAUGGAAAUCUGAAGGUCACCGAUUUUGGACUCAGCGCGUUCACGAAUCAUCUCCGGCAGGACGGGCUCCUCCACACAACGUGUGGAACUCCGGCAUAUGUUGCGCCGGAGGUGAUCGGAAAACAGGGCUACGACGGCGCUAAGGCGGACAUUUGGUCCUGCGGCGUCAUAUUGUAUGUUUUGUUAGCUGGAUUCUUGCCUUUUCAGGAUGAUAAUAUUGUUGCGAUGUAUCGGAAGAUCUACAGGGGAGAUUUCAAGUGUCCGCCAUGGUUUUCGCCUGAAUCGAGGAGAUUGAUUACGAAACUGUUGGAUCCGAAUCCGAACACUCGAAUCAACAUCGCGAAGAUCAUGGAUUCGUCGUGGUUCAAGAAGACGAAUCCGAAAAUUGUGAGAUCUGAAGAGAUCACAAGUUUCGAGGACUCUGGAAAGGGGAAAGAGACGGAGACUCUGAAUGCUUUUCACAUAAUUUCGUUAUCGGAAGGUUUCGAUUUGUCGCCGUUGUUCGAGGAGAAGAAGAGGGAGGAGAAGGAGGAGAUGAGGUUCGCGACGACGAGACCGGCGAGCAGCGUGAUAUCGACGCUGGAAUCGGUGGCAGCGAAGACGGCGGGGAAGUUCAGUGUGAAGAAGAGCGGAGACUCCAGUUUGAGGCUGCAGGGGGAGGAGAGCGGGAGGAAAGGGAAGCUGGCGAUCGCAGCGGAGAUCUUCGCCGUGACGCCGUCGUUCCUGGUGGUGGAAGUCAAGAAAUCGAGCGGCGACACCUUGGAAUACAACCAGUUCUGCAGUAAGGAGCUCCGGCCGGCGCUCAAGGACAUACUGUGGACCUCACAACAUGUCGCCGGGAAUUCAACACCUGCUUGAUCUGAAUCUGAAUUCGAGGUGGAGUGAUCUAUUCAAUCAGUUCAUGUAUAUUCGUAUUCUUCUUCUUCUUCCCACUAUUAUUAUUAUUAUUGUUAUUGUUAUUCUAAAUACAUGUGUGUAUUUGGUUUGAAACUUUGAAUCUGAAUUUGAUAGUUCAUCUUUGGGAAUAUCUCUUUCAUUA